This is a messenger RNA of Varanus komodoensis (Komodo dragon), 1374 nucleotides long. It is a transcript of the gene HSF5, whose product is annotated as heat shock transcription factor 5. The transcript is spliced from 7 exons. Lineage: Eukaryota; Metazoa; Chordata; Lepidosauria; Squamata; Varanidae. The record is from RefSeq and is a predicted model, not a curated record. The coding region runs from base 1 to 1374 and encodes 457 amino acids.
AUGGAGGACGCGCUGCUGUCGGCGGCGCCCAUCAACCCCAACAACUUCCCGGCCAAGCUGUGGCGCCUGGUCUCCCACAUGGAUGAAUUAGUCUCAAACUCUUUCUCAUCCCAGUCCUCCUCUACAUCACUGACUUUAGGACAGUUUCACCGGUCUUUUCGGCGAGACAGCUUAUCUCCGUACUCCUACCUGUCACCAUCAUCUCACAGUCAAAAUACUUUCCCUCUGAAAGGUUCAGAUCGGACUUCUCUUCCUCCCAGAACAUGGCAGAACUCCCUUGGGAUGCUUCCCGGGCAGGUGGAGGCCUCGACCUUUUCAGACAAAGGGGUUCCAUUUCCUGUACUCCAGAGGUUUCCGACAGAGGUAACUUACACUCUGCAGCCCAGCGCUACAUCUGUGCACAUUCAGCACGGGCCACAGACAAUGGCCACCUCUUCCCAGAAAUAUACCAGUUAUGCCGCUUCAGCACCAUAUUCCCAAGCUUACUACCCAACAGCUGUACUGCAAUGCUGCUCUCCACCCACACAUAUGGAUCCCCUAAGUGGAUGCUGUAGUCCCACAGCCUCAACUUAUACACACUGCAGUUAUUUUCAGAAUCCACCAAUGCAGUCCUCAUACCCAGUUGAAUUUUUGCCUUCUAAUUGGUCCUGCAACACAUCAGAUGAAAACAAGAAGACAGAAGUCAACUUGGAGGCUGUUUUUCAGAUUGUAGAUGAGAUGCAUACAUCCCCCAAGCUGGAAAUGGUCAAAGUAGAGCCAGUGGAGAAUCAGUGCCCGACCUCACAGUCGGGCCGGGGCCAGCAGUUGCUAGUUAAUCCAACGAACAGCGAUGCGCCUUGCUCAGGCCAAGCCAGCCACCUAGAGCCCUUGACACCCGUGGGCUCAGAUAUUACAUCCUUUGUGGUAGAGUCGGAUCAAGCCAUAGCAUGCUCCUUGCCACAGUCCCCAGAGUUUAUCUACACCAUCCACACCACUGAGCCUGUGGAGAACAGCACAGCACAAACAGCGCAGCAGCCUGCAGCCCCACAGCAAGCACCGGCAAAGCUGAAGGAAGAGCUGAACCGGCCGCCAGCCCCAUCUUCGGUGAUGUUUGUACAAGAGGAGCUUUCAUUCACUCAGCCACAGGAGGAGCCUAAUAUCAAGUGUCAGACAAAUCCAUCAGAGGCAGUUAUAACUUCCGAGCAGAUCGGAUUCCUCAUUUCGGAGGUGGGUCCUCUCAGCAAAUGUGCCAAAGACUCUGCUCCCUCCAUCCCAACCAAAUGCAGAGAAAGAAGAAGCAGUUCACAGAAGGGCAACUCCCCUGAUUUACAUCUGCUAGUGGAUGUGGCUUGCAAGCAGGAGCAUUUUCCAAAAGAAGGCGAACUAAGGGAGUGA